This is a messenger RNA of Limulus polyphemus (Atlantic horseshoe crab), 1591 nucleotides long. Its product is annotated as transcription elongation factor A N-terminal and central domain-containing protein 2-like. The transcript is spliced from 5 exons. Gene Ontology annotation, cellular component: nucleus. NCBI's taxonomy places the organism in Eukaryota, Metazoa, Arthropoda, Merostomata, Xiphosura, Limulidae. The coding region runs from base 135 to 758 and encodes 207 amino acids. The record is from RefSeq and is a predicted model, not a curated record.
GUUUCCGACUGUAUGUUUAUCAAAUAUUUAAAUAAAGUAUUGUAAAUUAGUUGUCUGAGCCUUGGGUAACCCUGCACAGUACAUGUAAUCAGUAAUGAUGUAGUCUGAAGAGGGUUAGGCCUGGGUUUGGAAAAAUGGAUAAGUAUGUGAUCCGUAAACCAGAGAACUUGGGAAUAUCUACUGAAAGUAAAUCAUCACCAGGAACUAAACAAGCCACCCUAGAAUCUCUGAAGGGUGUUGUAGUUAUUGAAGAGAUAAUCCGACAUAAAACAAUACUAGAACUUAGAGAUCAGACUACGACUGAGCUAAUAAAAUCCCUAAUGGAGCUCAGUAAAAAACAGCCAUCCAAAGAAAUAUUAAUCUCAACAGGAAUAGGUCGCACAGUUCACAAGUUAUGUAAACAUAAAGAAAUGGAAGUUGUCAAUUUGGCACAAAAAAUAUACCAAGAGUGGAAAAAACAUGUACUCUCCAAACAUAACCAGCCACUGCUAGAAGUAAGAUGUGAUUUGAAAACACAAGAAUUUCGACAGACAGCAAGAAAGUGGCUUGUCAAGGCUUUGGGAGAACAGGAGGAUGGGCAACUUGCAGAAGCCUUAGAGAGAGAGAUAUUCCACAUCAGUGGCCGGUUAGUUAAAGGGAUGUAUCGCCGUCAUGUGAGAAAAGUGGUGUUUACCCUGCAAUAUGGAGAGAAAGAAAGAAAAGCUUUAGCCAGUAGACAACUCUCUCUAACUAAGUUUGUUGCACAGUGUAAAAAAUGAAACUGCCUCUUCUAUUAGUUGAAAAUUAAGGUUCCUUUCAACAAAUAUUGGAUGUGUAGCUGAUUGAUGUAUGUUUUAUUGGUGAUUGUAAAUACAGUUUUGAAAUGUGAAACAUUGUGUACUUGUACAUUUAAAAAAAUUUCAUUGCUAUUCCUUCUUUCCCUCUUUUUUUUUGUUAGUAUUUAUCAUUUUCUCUUUGGUUAAAAUGUUUUUUUUGUGUGUGUGUUUUAAAAAAGCUCUUAACAUUUGAUGUGUCAUUUGACAAGUUACUUGAAAUCUUCAAUCACUGGCUGAUGUAGGUUGUGAACAGUAUUUCUUUGCAAAAAGAUUAAAAUAUCCUCCAAUCUUUAAUUUCAUCACAGUGAAGUGAAAUAGUUUUUCUAAGGCUCUGUCUUUAUAAUAACCUGUUUUAUUUUUGAUAAUAUAUCAUGCUUUGUGAUAGCUGUAAUUUUGCUAGUACAAAAUUCUACAAUUGACAAUAUCAUUUGCAGAAUUGAUUUUUGUCCAUUCAGGUUCCUAAUUUGAAUUUUUUCCCUCAGCAUUUUAUCUUAAGCAUGAAAAACUUAUGUGGUGUGCUUUUUUAAUGACUUUUCUGGAAGAAAUAUUUGUUUUAUAAAGGCUUGUGUCAUUUUACUAUUUCUACUUAAACAAUUGAGAUGAGACUUAAAGUUCAAAUAUAUUUAUGUUCAGUCAACAGAUAUGAAUGUUAAAUUUGCAAGAACAAAAAUGGUGCAGCUACAAAACAUACAUCUUAAACUGGUUUGCAAUGACACUAACAAUGAUGGACUUUGAUUGUUGUUUUUGAUAAAAUAAAUCUUGGAUAAUUGUUGAAA